CACCUGCCGCGCGAAUUCUCCCUUCGUCUGCAGAAGUAGAAGACGGGACCGUCUGCUGGCUGGCCGAAUUGGGUUUUCAUCAAAUUUGCGUGAAAUUUGUCGUUGUCGUAAGCAGGCAGACAGACAGGCCCGCGGGAGCUCAUCGUUGACGUUGUGUGGAGAGAGAUGUGUUCAAAGUCUUUUUGAUGUAAAGUAGGCAGGCAUGAGUGGGCUGCUCGUUAGGUGCGAGAGUGUUUGACUUGAGAGCAUCAUAAUCAGCAGCCGCAGCAGCAGCAGCAGUAUGAGCCGAGGAUGUAGACCACUUUUUUGACCUCGAGAUGCACUUCCGUGGUAGCGAGAAGAGUGUGAGCAUGACCUCGCUCUUGAACUCCUUACUAUUGACGAUUUUUCUGAUUUUUUUCACCGUCCGUGCUUUCGAGCUCAUCUACAGGUUUGUGCUGAGGUUCAUCUUGCUCUUAGGGUUUUUGCACGUUGUCACCGAACAGUUUAGGUGAGCUCGAGCUCCAUCCCAUUCUCACCUCUCAACGAAAAGGAUCAGUAAAAAGCUGCAGCGGGAGGAAGGAUAGGCGACAGCGACUGGGUCUCAUACCAACACAUUGUUGUUCUCGUUUGUCGUGCUGGUGCUGGUGCUGGUGCUGGAGCUGGUGGUGCGUUGACAGGGUCCAUAAUUCUGAAAAGCAUGCCACAGAAAGCAGGGAAUGUUUUCGCCGGCUGCUGACGCCGAUGCUGCUUACUUAUUUCCAUUUGACGACGCCGAAAGGGACAGAAUGAACCAGCAACUGGUGCUCCCGGAGAUAGGGAGGCUCGCAAAGCAUGACGCCGAUGGUUUUGUGGACUCUGAGGGCGUCGAGACGUCACCGGUGCAUGGAGCGGUCGCUGUAGUAGCGCGGUCCGCCUCCCACCGCUUUGCUGCACGGUGCCUCGGCCCUAGAAUAAUCGUGGGCAGCAGCAGCAGCAUCUUGCCGGGGGCUUUUUCAGAUGAGAGCAUCUUCCAAACAUCAACUCGUUGUAUUACUGCAAUCUGCAUUUCCUCUGUGAACAUCAUCUAUCUCUGUUUGACUUUGCA
This is a messenger RNA of Marchantia polymorpha subsp. ruderalis, 1066 nucleotides long. The record is from the annotation of a GenBank genome assembly. Lineage: Eukaryota; Viridiplantae; Streptophyta; Marchantiopsida; Marchantiales; Marchantiaceae.